This is a messenger RNA of Moesziomyces antarcticus, 1164 nucleotides long. Its product is annotated as ubiquinone biosynthesis methyltransferase. Gene Ontology annotation, molecular function: methyltransferase activity. Bases 1 to 1164 code for a protein of 387 amino acids. The transcript has a single exon. Gene Ontology annotation, biological process: ubiquinone biosynthetic process. NCBI's taxonomy places the organism in Eukaryota, Fungi, Basidiomycota, Ustilaginomycetes, Ustilaginales, Ustilaginaceae. The record is from RefSeq and is a predicted model, not a curated record.
AUGGUGGCACAGAGGUACACGCUGUCGGCACUGCGGUCGACGCUGUCGGCUGCCUCGAAUGCGCCGCGUCAAUCGGUGGCUACGUCGUCGCGCACGUUUGCCUCGAGCCCUUACAGCCGCUCGGAUCGACCACCCACAGGCAACUUCCCCCCAUCUUCGCAUCCGCAGCAGAACGACGCUUCAUCGAGCACAUUCAGCACUUCGAGGCCUGCCGCGAACUUUGGCACGGAGGGCGUCGGAUCCGAGUCCAAGCAGACGCACUUUGGCUUCAAGACGGUGGCGGAAGAGGAGAAGGAGUCGAUGGUGGCCUCGGUGUUCUCAUCUGUGGCAUCCAAGUACGACGUGAUGAACGAUGCCAUGUCGCUGGGCAUCCACAGGCUGUGGAAGGACCACUUUGUGUCGAAGCUCGAUCCUCGCGGGGGCAUCAAGGUGCUCGACGUGGCUGGAGGCACGGGCGACAUUGCGCUGCGCAUCCUCGACCACGCGCGCACCAAGCAUUUUGACCGCGAGACGCACGUUACCGUGCUCGACAUCAACCCGAGCAUGCUCAAGGAAGGCCAGAAGCGAUUCAAGCAGACCAUGUACUGGGGCGGGCCGCAGGUGACGUUCCAGCUGGGCAAUGCGGAGCAGCUCGACUCGAGCAUGCCCGUGCCACCGGAGCCCGUGCGCGGGCCGAACAGCAAGCAGCCGUACCUGCCACCGCUGAUCAGCGAACCCAUCGCAGACGAGUCGAUUGACCUGUUCACAAUGGCGUUUGGUAUCCGUAACUGCACGCACAUUGACGAGGUGCUCAAGCAGGCGUACCGCGUGCUCAAGCCGGGCGGCGUGUUCAGCUGCCUCGAGUUCGGCAAAGUCAACGUGCCCUUCCUGGCCGAAGCGUACAAGCAGUACAGCUUCAACGUGCUUCCGCCGCUGGGCCAGAUGCUGGCGGGCGACCGCGCAUCGUACCAGUACCUGGUCGAGUCCAUCGAGCGAUUCCCGACGCAGCCGCAGUUUGCCAGGAUGAUGAAGGAGGCGGGCUUCCACCUGCCCGGCUCGCCCACCGCCACGAGUCUCGGCUUCCCUGCAGAAUCUGGCAGCGCACCAGGCAGCGAGGAUGUUGCAGGCGCAUGGGAGGAUCUCACGUUCGGUGUCGCCACCAUCUGGACUGGCAUCAAGCUUUAA